This is a messenger RNA of Symbiodinium natans, 609 nucleotides long. The record is from the annotation of a GenBank genome assembly. Lineage: Eukaryota; Dinophyceae; Suessiales; Symbiodiniaceae.
AUGGCUGGGGCUUGCAAGUGGCUUGUGCUGAUCGCCAUAUCUUGCUGGUGCUAUCACUCCGUGGAUUUCUUGCUGGCUAGAAGCACCUCUCAUGACUGCGAGGAGUCGAGGAGACAGCUGAACAGGCGCCUUCUGCUGCAGAGCAGCCUUUACAUCAUAGCAGGAGCAGAGCAGGCGAACGCGCAGUCCGCGGAUGACAAGGAGAUGCUGCUCGAGCGUGAGGUGCCACCCCUGCCACCACAGUAUGCCCGUGAUGUCCGGCAGCUGGCCGACUCGAUUAAAAGUGCCGCUAUCACGACGAUAAGAGUGAACCGCCGAGGAGAUGCUGGGGCAGCAAAGCAGCUUCGUGGUUUGGAGCGAGAUGUGGCUGACAAGCUCACGGCUUAUGACAGAGACUGGUUGACCACGCAGCUGGAGUUCAAGAAGCUCAAGGCAGAUGAUCAGGCAGUGCUUCAAGAGCACCCAGUAUUUAUUUCCAUGAAGGAGUUGGUUGCCAAGUUGCAGUCUGGUGGAUCUGAUGAUACGGAUAUGACCUCGUUCCGAAUUGAUCUUUCACGCCAAGCUACUUCUGUCGUUCGGCUUGUAGAGUCCGCUGGCGUGUCCAAAUAA